GUUUCUUCUGUCGAGCGAGAGCGGGACAUGCUGAAAGUUUCCUUUUCCACCGGCCAGGGGGCAGUGCGAUCUGGUCACAUCUUGUGGGCCAUCGGUAGACAUCCAGACAACGACUGUGGACUGCCGCUCACGAAAGUGGAGACGGAUGACGGAGGGCAUAUAAAAGUGGAUAAGUACCAGAACACAUCCCAGCCCAAUAUCUAUGCACUGGGAGACGUGUGUGGGAAAUGGCUACUCACCCCAGUGGCCAUCGCUGCCGGUAGAAAGCUGGCAAUACGAUUGUUCGGUGGAGAUUCGGCGGCAUUUCUGGAUUAUUCGGACAUCCCGUCGGUCAUUUUCAGUCAUCCCCCCGCUGCUUCCACCGGCCUAUCUGAAGAUGCUGCGGUCAGGAUGCACGGGCGAGACAAUGUCCGAGUGUACAGUACUUCCUUCGUGCCCAUGUACUAUGCCCCCGAAGAGAAAGUCAAGUGCCACAUGAAACUGGUCUGCCUCAAGCCCCUGGAGAAAGUGAUUGGCCUCCACAUGGUGGGUCCUGGGUGUGACGAGAUGCUCCAGGGUUUCGCCGUGGCCAUCAAGAUGGGGGCCACCAAGAGACAGUUCGAUGACUGUGUGGCCAUCCACCCCACUUCAGCCGAAGAGUUGGUGACCAUGCGAUGACCCCCUCAUCCGACGACUGCGAUUUUUAAAACGUGUUCUCCUACGAUGCAGUAUGGAGCCUCGAGUUCGGAAUGAUCCCCGGACUGCAACUUUUCCAGAUUUUAGAUCUUGACUGAAAGAUGACAAAAAUUAGGACGUUGUGUGUGUGUGUGAGCAAUCGGGGGCCGUUCGUUAGUUGUACGUAAGGAUGGUUUUGGCAAAUUUUGACCAGACCUCAUGUAAGGAUACGUAAGAUUUUUCAAAUCCCUCUCCCUAUUCCAUACCUGCCAACCCUUCCGGAUUUCCCGGAAGUUUUACGGAUUUUUAUGUCCUUUUCCGUUUUUCCGGUUAUGAGCAAAAAUCUUCCGGAUUUUUCACGUUUUGUAGGAAAAAUAAUU
Uloborus diversus is the source of this 1034-nucleotide messenger RNA. Its product is annotated as glutathione reductase, mitochondrial-like. Gene Ontology annotation, cellular component: cytosol; mitochondrion. Gene Ontology annotation, biological process: cell redox homeostasis; cellular response to oxidative stress; glutathione metabolic process. NCBI's taxonomy places the organism in Eukaryota, Metazoa, Arthropoda, Arachnida, Araneae, Uloboridae. Gene Ontology annotation, molecular function: NADP binding; flavin adenine dinucleotide binding; glutathione-disulfide reductase (NADPH) activity. The record is from RefSeq and is a predicted model, not a curated record.